AUGUUCAGCCCCAGAUGAUUGUCGUAACGGCAGCACCGCCGCAGAACAGUGGCUAAUAAUUCACCCACACCCACUCUGUUUAAUUUAGCAACAUUGCAUAAAGUCAGACGUGUCCUUGCAGUUCACUGACAUUUCUUGUACAUACUGAUUUAAUUUGCAGUCAUGUUCAGUGAAGUUUGGCUGUACUUGUUGUAUUUUCAUGCUUUUGUUCAGCAGAUUUUUGCUCCCUGCAAGUAUCGUGAGCAGCUGGCUGUGAACUCGCUCGACCUGCACCAGUUCGCGGGGAAAUGGUUCUUCAAGGCGGCUGUCAGCCUCAGGGACUCAGACAUCAACAAGUUCAGGAUGUUUGACAACAUCGUCUUCACCAUACAGGACACGUCCAACUCCACUCUGGUCCUGACCGGAAGCAUGCGGAUGGGAGACGCCUGCAUAAAGAAGAACUGGACGUAUCAUGUGCAGCCGGGGAGGGAUGACCUGCUGCUGGAAGGGAGGCCACAGCGCCGUAAUCUGCUGUGGAGCGGCAUGUGGGCCAACUGCAGCGACUGCAUCGUUUUCCAGGAACUAGAGCCGCCUCUGAACGAGACCGACUCUGAGGAUUCACUCAACAGAUUCCUGCUGUACAGUCGGCAGAAGGACGUCGACUCGGAGAUGUUGACGACGUUUCUUAGGAACUCGGCUUGCAAUGGCCUGACAGCGAGCGUCACACUGCCGCAUGAGAAAGAGUUUUGCAUCUAGACGUGAGAGUCGAAGGAUGCUUUGGGAGAUCUUGGAUCUUUGUAACUGCGAUCAUUUUGUCUCUCCUGCGCAACACUAAAGUGAACCAGAUGGCCUCAGAAAGUUGCUAUGAUUUUGUUAAACGCAGCAAAGCCAAACCCAUCCAGAGGUUUUACUUUCAGAGCUGCAGCUGCUGAGGCGGGAAGACCCGACAGAAUCCACCAUCAAUAAAAACCCAGGAAAUCCCAGCAGUCAGAAAUACCCGAUCACCUGCGCAGGAAGGAGCAGUUUGUGUUCUCAGAUAAAUAUUUUAGUUUAUUCUUUUGAGAAGAAUAAACUAAUGUGACGCUGUGACUCAAUGUGAAUAUUUCCUUCACAUUUCUCUGAAUAAACAAAGUUUCAUCUGGA
Messenger RNA from Gambusia affinis (western mosquitofish), 1122 nucleotides. It is a transcript of the gene apom, whose product is annotated as apolipoprotein M. Gene Ontology annotation, cellular component: high-density lipoprotein particle; low-density lipoprotein particle; very-low-density lipoprotein particle. Bases 163 to 735 code for a protein of 190 amino acids. Lineage: Eukaryota; Metazoa; Chordata; Actinopteri; Cyprinodontiformes; Poeciliidae. The transcript has 7 exons. The record is from RefSeq and is a predicted model, not a curated record. Gene Ontology annotation, molecular function: phospholipid binding; lipid carrier activity. Gene Ontology annotation, biological process: high-density lipoprotein particle remodeling; high-density lipoprotein particle assembly; cholesterol efflux.